AUGGGGCAUGCAACUGACAAUGCAGUCGUCAACAAACAAUUCUUGCACAAUGUUACACCAGACGUUCAAAUAAACCAAAUGAACUGGUGUAGUUAUAUCAUCCAAUGCUUGCAACACGCCAAAACCGCAUGGGCUCCCAAAAAGCAUUACACAGGGCCACUGAUCAUACUUGCGCUUGCCUUGGUGAACGAUGCUUGCAAUUUGAAAAAAUGGGACCGAAAAGAAGGAUACCCAAUUGAGUGGGUUACAACAGAAACUCUUUACUUAUUUGAGAGUGCAAUGGGAAAACACCUUGUGGGCAAUGAAGUAAAAAGGAAAACAGUCAAAAAAGAUGAAGAUGAUGUUCACAAGGUCGAUGAGCAUGAUGAUGAGUUUGAUGAUAAUGAUGGUUUUGAUCAUGAUGAUCAUUAUAACUAUGAACUGCAAAACGCCAUGACGUUCAAUGAUGAUGAAGAGGCUUCACUUCAAAGGAUGGUGAAUGAGGAUAUAGAAAGCCGGGAAACGAUGUUUGAAGUUUCUGCAUCAGGAAACCAUGCUCUUAUUAGAGAAGUAACAAAGUAUGACAACAUUUUUGCUGAAGAAGAAGAACAAAACAAAGAACCUGAAGAGGAAAUGGCUGAUAAAUUGGAUGGAGCAUAUAAAGAAUUAGAAGACUGUUACAAUAAAAUGAGCACAUUGUUAAAACAGUCAAAGACUGAAUACCCAAACAGCCUCCUGGUACACAUUAAAUACUCACAAUGUAUGACAUUGUUGGUAUACAUCUCAAAAUUUGUUGAUGAAAACGCCAAAGAAAUGCCAGCUGAAACAGAAGAAGAUACACAAGAAACUGAGGAUGAAAAUGAGGUGGUACUAGGAGAUGAAAAUGAACAAGAAGGGGAAAAGGAGAAGGCUGAAAAAGAAAACGCCAUUAAAGAGCAAACAGUUCAUGAAAACGCCAAAGAAUUUGAAAAUGAAGAACAAGGAGAGGAAGGAUGUGAAAAUGAAGAAGAAAGGGAGAAGGAGAUGGCUGGAAUUGAAAACGCCAUUGAAGAGGAAAUAGUUGAUGAAAACGCCAUGCAAGAUACUACAUCAUCAGAUGAAGAUGUAAACGAAAAGGAUAUUAAGAGGUGGAGUUGUGAUUUCAAGACACUUGAAUAUCACAUUUCAAGAUACAAUGGGGAAAAAAUAAUUAAGAGGAAUAUUGCUGAGAUUUUGGAGCUGCCAGGACAAAAUCUAAAACAAAUGAUUGAUAUUAAAGAAGGUCUUGAUAAUUCAAAGAUGGUGGAUGAAGCAAUUAAAGCAAUAAAAAACAUCUACAACCUGCUGAAGAGACCGCAAAAUGCCUCUAUUUGA
Molecule: messenger RNA, 1332 nt
Organism: Helianthus annuus (common sunflower)
Lineage: Eukaryota; Viridiplantae; Streptophyta; Magnoliopsida; Asterales; Asteraceae
Product: putative leucine-rich repeat-containing protein DDB_G0290503
Exons: 5
Coding region: 1-1332 (443 amino acids)
Source: RefSeq, a predicted model, not a curated record